Messenger RNA from Actinia tenebrosa (Australian red waratah sea anemone), 1003 nucleotides. RefSeq lists its product as uncharacterized. The record is from RefSeq and is a predicted model, not a curated record. Gene Ontology annotation, molecular function: A2-type glycerophospholipase activity. Gene Ontology annotation, biological process: phospholipid metabolic process; arachidonate secretion. NCBI's taxonomy places the organism in Eukaryota, Metazoa, Cnidaria, Anthozoa, Actiniaria, Actiniidae.
AACCGACCAGUCUAAGUGGUCAGUUCUCAAAUAGUACUGUAGUUGAGAACUGGCUGUUUGGACUUGUCGGUUCGACCUAAUGGAAAACGCCCUUAGAUCAGCCAAGAGGUUCUGUUUCAGGGUUAGUCUGUAAGCUAGCUAUGCCCUGACUUAGAUCAGCCCAAAGGUUCGGUUUCAGGGUUCAAUACAGUUUAAAGGCUAACCAUUAGUUUCAACAGCAGCGCCAGGAUCACGUAUUGGUUGGCAGCAAGUUUCCCCUAGAGUAUAGACCCAGUCACCUGCCUGUAUAUAUAUAUCUACAUACCUUGUUCAUCAGACCCUAUGUUUGGGGUAUAUCUACUACUGAUAGUGGUAAUACAUGUCAUAACCCACCAAGGGGCUGCCCACCAAUGUCGAGUACAAGUGAACGGAUGCAGUAUUCCUGGUAACCUGCCGUUUCUUUACAAGAAGAAAUUCACCCCAGCGUGCAACAAGCAUGAUGUGUGCUACAGCUGUGGGCAGUACUACCAUUGGUCUAGACAAUCAUGUGACAUUUCGUUUCAAAAUGAUAUGUACCAUCUCUGUACAUUGCCACGAAACAAGGGUUUUGUGUUUGAGAUCCUGAAUGGAGCGAAAAAAGUGUUGAAGACCAAAGAAGAAGCACACUGUCGCACUAUAGCUUACUUGUAUUACAAAGCAGUCGACCUGCUCGGGAGAGAUCGUUACAAUUACAUUUCUCCGGGGUGGUGUCAGGAUCCAUGCGUCGAAAAAAUAGGAAGCCCAAAUAGACGAAUAGGUUAUUCUGAAAACAAUUGAUUUAUAUGUAUCAAGGUUGGUCAACACAAAAUGUAUACAAGGACUGUGUAGCCAGUUUAGUGAAUAUAGAUUCAAAAUAAUUUUAGCGUGUACAGCACCAAAAAAAUACAUUUAUCAGACGUUUCGUUUCAGUGUAAAUUUACACGCCCAUAUUAGAAAUCAGCACUAGAUGAAUAUGUUAGCGUUAUUAAAUAAAGUUUAUCAUUCA